This is a messenger RNA of Gambusia affinis (western mosquitofish), 2076 nucleotides long. RefSeq lists its product as uncharacterized. Gene Ontology annotation, molecular function: electron transfer activity. Bases 223 to 1701 code for a protein of 492 amino acids. NCBI's taxonomy places the organism in Eukaryota, Metazoa, Chordata, Actinopteri, Cyprinodontiformes, Poeciliidae. Gene Ontology annotation, biological process: cell redox homeostasis; intracellular signal transduction. The transcript has 11 exons. The record is from RefSeq and is a predicted model, not a curated record.
CUUGGCAACGAAGCCAAUGCGGCGUCUGCUCGGGAACUAGCAAGCAAAAAGCCUGCGGAAAGGGCGAUGCGCCGUCAGGGCAGGAAGAAAGUGUCUUAGUUUGAGCUACAAAUACAGUAUACUUAUUAUUUAGUAUGGUUUAGCUAACGUUGUUUAAUACGGAUUAAUUGUGCAAUUUUAUACCAUACUUCUGUAUUGACUAUAGCCGGGAAACCAAGAAAGAUGGAGGGUUUUAAGAGCAGUGCUCUUGGCCGGGUAACGGUAUACUCUAUCCAGGGAUGUCCACAUUGUGUACAGGCUAAAGCUACCCUCAGGUCCUUGGGAGUACCAGUAUUUGAAGUGGAUGUUGGCCUUCAUUCAGAGCUAAGAGUGAAACUGAAGGAGCUUACAGGACGCAGCACUGUACCUCAAAUCUUCUUUAAUAGCGUCCAUGUUGGGGGUAACGACGAUCUCCAAAAACUGGCUACUGAGGAGCUUCAAAGACUGGUGACUCUGGUUAAAGAAGAGCCUCUUUCAGCAAAUGCUCCACCGUUAACAGAAAAUAAUCCAUUUGAGGCUUCAGAUGAGGAGAUUGAUGGACAACUCAGAGGUGAGAGAGAUGACUUUGCAGACUUGGUAGAGGACCUAAAGCAUGCCGGUGUGAUUGGCAACCAGAGGAGGGGACUGACCUUAUACAAAAACAGCUUCUCAGGCAUUCAGCUGGUUGAGUGGCUGCAAACAAAAAAGGGUAUGGACAGGGCUGAGGCCUGUAAUAUGGGCCAGGCACUGCUGCAGAAGAAGUUCAUGGUCAGUGUGGGAGGCAGUGGACAGGAGGAUGGGUGUUUUGGAGAAGGAAAAGAAACCAUGGACACACUAUACAGGCUGCUGGAAGAUGACCUUCAUUCACCUUUGAAUGGAGGACAGACAGCCACCUAUACUCCGAAACAGGCUGCUGAGCUUUCGUUGCUUUUACGAGAGUUGAUUCUGAAGUUGUUCUCGGAGCAUCUCUCUGCUGAUGGCAAGUCUGUGGAUUAUAAAGGGAUGUCUGUGGACCCAGCAUUUGAACGCUACUGUGAGCUAGCCAUUCAGCUCCAGAGGGUGGAGUUGCUCUCACUGAGCCGCGAGGAGAAGCUGGCCUUCUUCAUCAACAUCUAUAAUGCCUUAGUCAUCCAUGGGUACCUGCGCCUGGGGGCCCCAACCAACAUGUGGCAGAGAUACAAAUUUUUCAACUAUGUUAGCUACCUUAUUGGAGGUGAAGUCUUCACUUUACAAGACAUUGAAAAUGGCGUCCUUCGAGGGAACAGAAAGGGAAUUGCACAGCUCCGAAAGCCCUUCUCCAAAACGGAUCCUCGACUGCAGGUAGCGCUUCCAGAUGCUGAGCCCCUGAUUCACUUUGCUUUGAACUGUGGUGCAAAGGGCUGUCCCCCUAUUAAAACCUACACACCUCAGGAUAUAGACAACCAGCUCCUCACCGCGGCUGAAGCCUUUCUGGAGAACGAUGAUGCCUGUAUGGUUGAUUCUGGCAAAAACGAAGUGCGUCUUAGUCAGAUAUUUAAGUGGUAUAAGACUGACUUUGGAGGCACAGAUGAAAAGCUGCUGAAGUGGGUGCUGGAUCAUAUGGGUGACUCUCCAAAGAAGACCAGCCUUCAGGAUGUCCUUUCUGCUGGGAAAACUAAAGUCAGCUUCCUCCCUUAUGACUGGAGCUCCAACAGCGCCCUCUGAGCAUCCCCACUCUGUGGUUUUACAGCUUCUCAUUUUGUCUACUCAGCUAUGUGUGCUUGAAUCCAUCGGGGAUGGAAGUUUGCACCAAAAUAAGAUGCUAACAUUUUAGCUGUAAGGACACAUUUGCACUGUACAUCUGAUGCAUAUUUACAUAGUACCCCUGUUCUUACUUGAGAGUUUUACCAAUAGUUCUCACCCUUGAUUAUAGAUGUCAUAUAAUUUUAUGCAGCAUGUUAGAAUGUGUGGGCUUCAACCCUUUGUACUCCAGCAGGGUCAUUAUUAGCUUAAAUAGCACGAUACACAUUUUAUUUUUACUAACUUACUUAUAGAACAAGUGUUAUCUGUCUGCAUUAGCAAUUCAGGAGUAAAAUAUUA